CUAAAAUAAAGUAAGCUGGGGGUCAACAAAAGAAGUCUAAAGAUAAAAUAAAAAAUGUAACACUGGGAAUAUGAAUUGGUUAAGGACUAGAGUCUUCUGAGGUAAAUGAGGACAGUUGACACAAGACAUACUUGUCUGGGAGUGAACGCGAACAGAGACAAAUACAUUUUCACCAAUCAAACGUAUCAAAACGCUUAAAGGUCAUAUGUAGGUGAAAUGGCGGAGGAAAAUAACUUUUCACUAGAUACUGGAAAAUGUGUUAAGGAGUUGUCAGAUUCUGAAAACAACAGUGUUUUGGAAAAGAAAUCAUACGAUAAAUCACUUACAAAAAGCAACAUUUCGCAAAGCGAUAAUAGAAAUUCUGAAAGUAAACAUGUAGUUACCAUAUCAGAAAGACAUCAUUACAAUUUAAAUGUUGAAGACACAAAACAAAGUAAGACAGAGGAAAAAGAAAAAGAAAUAGAUUUUGUCAUCAAAUCGUUGAAAGAAGAUUCCUGUGCUAAAUGUAGCAUUGAUUCUUCCGAGUUAUUACAAAGCGAUGAGACACAGAGGAAAGCUACAGAAGAUGAGUUUGAAAGUGAAACUGUUGUAUUUGAGAAUGAUUAUAAUAAUUUUGGUAUUAAUCAAACAAUAAUAAAAGAAAAAAAUGAAAACAGACAAGAUGGCACAGAGGAAUGCGUUAAAAAUAACGAAUGUACUGUAAGUAGUGAUUUCUCUUUAGAAGAAACAUCAAAUAGAAAUGAUCAGAUGAAAACCAUAUCAGAUGAACAUCAUGGACCUUCUGAAAGCAUCAUUAUCACAACAGUGCAUUCAAAGCAAAGCAUGAACAACCCAUCUUCUAUUGACACGAACAACGGCUCACAAAUUUGCGAAAACAAGUGUUCUUCAACAAAUUUCGCUGACAAGACAUCAAGACCAUUAAAAUAUGAUGGUUGCCAACAUCUGAAUGCGACCGAGGCUUCACAAAUAAAACCGCCUGAGACAACAUUUUCAAUAUUCGAGUUUAAAGCAAAGUCGGAACAAUUGACACCCCGGAAGAAGUAUAGAAGAAAGUGUACAUCAGAAGCACAUGUUAAUCCACAGCGAUGGCAUAUUGUACAUUCUACUGAUGGUUUGAUUUAUUGCAGCCCACAUAAUGAAAUUGUUAAGUACUGGUGCAACACGUGUGGAAUUUCAAAAUGCGAAAAGUGUGUAAACGUUGUAUAUAGCAGGACUUGCAUUAGUCAUGUUGUGACGACAAUUGAAGAACAUGUUAUCAAAACAAAGGAAGUCCAAAGGAAAAAGAUCGAAGAGACAAGUAACAUUUGUUUAAUGACCUUAGAUCGAGCUAUCAGAGUUUUGCAACAAAAUGAGCAGCAAACCGAGUUACAAGCAUUAAUUCAGAAAGACAGAAUUCGACAGGAAUUUGCAUCAUUCUAUCAUUUACUUAUUGAGGAGGAACGCACAGUUCUGGAUAAUAUAGAUACGAGACUUGAGGAAUAUAGAACACAGAACAGAUCUUAUGAACAAUUAUAUGGUUCUAUUGUUGAAUAUGAAGCUGACUUGAUGAGUAAAAGCUUAAGUCUUUUGGAAAAAGAUGAUCCAUUUGGAAUUAAUUUAAAUAUGAUCGAGAAAUAUAUUCAGAGAGAUUGGUUGAAGAUUCAAGACAAUGUGAAUGCAGUUAUUAAUUCAAUUCAACCCAUGCCUACAGCGAUAAGAAAUAAAUUCACUCUCCUGGAGCAGAAAAUAGACACCAUGAAACAGCUGAGUAACGCACGAGAUCCAUUUGAAAUUUGUCCUUUGAACUUUACAUUGUACUUAGAUGACAAAAGUAUGGAGUCUCCAAUAAAAAUAUCCGACCUCUUCAUAUGCAAGAACUCCAAGCAUAUAUUUCCUACAGUUGAUCUUGUUAUUGAGGUUCUCUGUGGUCGAAUAGUUGUGUAUAAAGAAUCUUUGAAAAUGUAUGACUACAUAUUAAAUUUUGACGGUAGACCUUGUUUGAUUGAAUGUAAUCGCUAUUUGAUAAAGGCACGACUGCUCGAUAAGACGAGGAAUGGAGCAAUCAUUGGAGAUACGAUUCCGCCUGUAUGUAGGAAUGUUCUUCUUAUAACGGGUAAAAGAAAACGUUACUGGUAUUCACGCCAACAAUAUGAAGACGCUGUCAGUUAUAUGGAAGAUAUAAGGAGACAAUACAUAGAAAAAUAUCCGACUUUUUCAGAAAGACAUAGUCAACAGUUUUUACACUGGUGUGACUCAAAGAUGUGGAUUUUCUCCGCAGCAAAGGGCUUUAAAGGUUUUUAUGAUGUUAGUCCUGAAGAAAUGAGAAUGUUAGCAUACAGUACAGAUAAGCAUACUUAUAGCAAUUUUCGUUCCUUGUUACUAAAAGAUGUGCAGAACAUUUGCUUGCAGGCCGAAAGUUAUCGAUGGGAGUUUCAUCAAUUAAAAUACAGCUAUAAUUGAGAAAACUCUUUAUUUGACAUUAAAGCCGAUGCAAAUAUGAACACAAAUAGAAAGAUCAACAUAAACAUCAAGAAAUCCGUCAGGAAAAUCAUGCGAUGAACAUUAAUUGUUGGUUUUAUUUCGAGACUAAUGUGUUCUCUCAUUAUGUUUCAACAUAUUCAAGAUAUAAUCAUUAAAUAGGAUCUUCGAUGUUGGAGCCAUUGACUUUUGUUUGUCUGUACAAUAUGUCUAUUUGUUGACAGUUUGUUUAAUCUAUCGCACGCUUGCAAUAUGAUUUAAUACAUUUGCUAAGGAUCAUUCGAAAAUCUGUUUAGUAUAUUAAGAAAGUAUUGCAUUUUUUUUCCAGAGUAUUGUCCUUUUUAUCUCUAAUCAUAAAUUACUUUAUGCAAUUUUUAAACCGAUAACGCAGCAUAAUUUUGAGAAAACAGAUCACUAGCAAUGAGUCAAAUAACAGUCUUCAGAUGGUCACAAGACAAUAAAGUCAUACAUCAUUCAUAAUAUAUCUGAUGCAUAUUGGACUUUUAAUAUAAUGUGCAUUGUAAAGAUUGUUCUCAAUCUUAAUUUCAACUAUAGUUUUUAGAUAUUCAAUAUAUGCAAAAAACCUUUGCCAGUAUUUUCUAACAAAAUAAUAACUAAAAUCUUCAGGAAAUAGAAAUUAUAUUAUUAUUAAAUCAAUACAAUAAAAAGAAGUACAAUAGAUAUGCUUCAA
This is a messenger RNA of Mytilus californianus (California mussel), 3148 nucleotides long. RefSeq lists its product as uncharacterized. Lineage: Eukaryota; Metazoa; Mollusca; Bivalvia; Mytilida; Mytilidae. The record is from RefSeq and is a predicted model, not a curated record. The transcript is spliced from 13 exons. The coding region runs from base 217 to 2439 and encodes 740 amino acids.